GUAUGUGUGUGUGUGUGUGUGUGUGUGGAAAAUACGUCGUCAGUUGUCGCAUAUAAGCACUGUGGCGGGCUCGUGUAAUUCAGUCGUGACAUUUGCAAGUUACUAGAGACUGCUGCCCUCUUGUAUUGUGGCCGACACUUUUGUAAGAGGAAGGAUGAGGAUUUUCACAUUGGUCUUGGGUGUGCUGGUGGCGACGGCAGUAGUGAACGCGGCUCCCGGCAAUCCCUGGGACUUCGUAAAGGGUGCCGUCCAGGGGACAGGAGAUAUGGUACGAGCUUACAAGGACAUGAGAAGAGCCAACUGGAGGAAUUCAGAUCGUUACUUCCACGCACGAGGGAACCAUGACGCCGCCAGCAGGGGAGCUGGAGGACGAUGGGCAGCCAGGGUUAUUAGCAACGCCAGGGAGACUGUAGAUCGUUUGAGAGGAGGAAGCGCUGCCGACUCUGCCCGUGACCAGGAGGCCAACAGGUGGGGCAGGAAUGGUGGGAAUCCUAAUCGCUACCGUCCAAGAGGACUUCCAUCACAAUAUUAGGGGAAAACAGCAGACUCAACUCCACCAGUGUAUGGAUCAGCACUACAUACAUGAAGAGCCACAUAGUCCUUACUAUCCAACCGAACCAACAGUAACCAAUUGUAAGUGCUUUCGACACUCUUAUUGCUAUCUUAAUAGUUACCAAUGAAAGGCCAACCAAACUAUUACGUUUCUGUUGAUUUACAGGAUAAAACUUAGGGCAUCCCAUAUUCUGCUCUUGUUGCCUCUGAACAUACGUUUUGCUUUUAUAGUUCACUUCAUAUAACAUGCAUCUGUUAAAAACCACGUGCAGCAUUGUCUUUUUAAACUAUUUUAGGAAAACGAUAUGUACUCUUAGGUAUAUUAAGUGUCAGAAUGUUUCGCUCGAUGUCAACACAUGGCAGUCAUUUGCUACAGCGGCAUUCGCUGGUCGUUGCUGAUAUGUUUUAUUGCAAUAUUGUGUUUAUGUUCAUUCAUUCUAUUGAGCUGUUUUGUCAUGGUUCAUUAAAAAUUACAUACUGAAAUAUGUAUACUGUAAUAAACGUAUAAUAACAGUAA
Molecule: messenger RNA, 1069 nt
Organism: Scylla paramamosain (green mud crab)
Lineage: Eukaryota; Metazoa; Arthropoda; Malacostraca; Decapoda; Portunidae
Product: serum amyloid A-5 protein-like
Exons: 4
Coding region: 155-532 (125 amino acids)
Cellular component (GO): extracellular region
Source: RefSeq, a predicted model, not a curated record